AGUGCAGAGUAAUCGUUUACCUCUUGGCUCCUCGCAAGUUUAUUAAUAGAAAUACUUGUACUGCAGAAACUUGAAUCUUCUUUGCGAGUAAUGAAUGAACAAACAAUUAAAGAAAUUGAAUGUCGGUGUAGUUGACAUUAGACGUAAGCUAGACGUUCUGUAAUUUGCGGUAUUUACGAAGAUGCUGGUUAACCGCCAUCGUCGAGACUAAUAUACCGCAGAAAAUGCCCUGAAUAGGUGUAAUUAUGGAUCCUCGACGAGACGGAAUAGAAAAAAGAAGAAAAUUGGAACAAACUUACGUUCAAACACAAACAAAUUACACACGUGACGUACAUUCGUCAAUCGAUCGAUUAUUUAUUCACGAGGUUUAGGAACUACCUUUUUCCGAGAUACCCAAGUCGGAUUAUCGAACAAGUAUUAUGAGCGAAAUUAAAAUCGGCGAUAAGAUACCCAGCCUUAUUUUAUACGAAGAAAUCCCGGAGAAGGAGACAGACAUAUCUGAACUCGUGGCGGAUAAAAAAGCGAUAAUAUUCGGGGUACCUGGCGCCUUCGUACCUGGUUGCUCUCGCGUUCAUCUCAGAGGUUUUAUCGAAAAAUCGGACGAACUCAGGCGAAAAGGUUACGAAGAAAUUAUCUGCGUUUCCGUAAACGACCCCUUCGUUCUUACGGCUUGGGGAUGGUCCAAGGGCGCAGAAGACAGGGUGAGACUGCUGGCCGAUCCAAUGGCGAAAUUCACGUCGGCGAUAGGAAUGGGUAGAAAAAUGCCAGAACUAGGAGAAGUCUGCAGAAGUCGUCGUUAUUCAAUGGUGACGAUCAACGGAAUAGUCAGAGAAUUAUUCACCGAAGAGGAUAACGCUAGAUUGAUGUGCCUUGGGCCAAAAUUCUGUAUAUAAAAUUGAAGAAAAACUAAAAAUAAAUUUCAAAUUAAAUUCAUCAUCGUGGCAAUAAAACGAAGGAGUGAAAGAUCGAUCGCUUUCGACGCGAAAAUAAAAAGAAUAUUGAGAAAUAAAAAGUUCUUAAAUAAAUUGAAAAAAAAAAAAAUAAAAAAUAAAAAUUCUCGCUCGCAUCGCACUAACCUACUUCUGACCCGUUUCAAAGCUCGAAGGGCAAUGCACUUGCCAGUUUCUCUCAUUUCUGAACGCAGCAGCAACAGCAGCAGCUGUUUCAUAUGCGUUUCAUAUACGUGUAGUAUGCUUACAGAGAAUGUAAUGUGGAAUCGCUCUUAUAGGUGAGCAAAGACGGAUUUUUUUUUGUCUAAUCUUUUAUCUUGACGAUAAUUUCACACUCCUAAAACACAAUCAAUCGAUCAUUGGCCUUAAAGAUAACAUCUCGAUAUUGGCUCGGAUGUUGGUCUCUAAUUAUUUUGAACCAUGCGAAGGUCAACGUUGAUACAAAUGACCUUGAUUUUUUUUCUUCUCUAGAAACGUAACACAACUAACCAAUCGUUAAAUUUCGGUUUGGAACGAAAAAAUUCUUGAAAUUAUUUUAACGCGGCUUUUUCAGGUCAAGUUUAUUUUCUUGACCGAAAUUUAUUUAGGAUACGACGUAUUCCAGCUUCAAGUUUUUUGCAAAUCUUGUAAAAAUAUAUCGAAAUCGAGCCUUCAAACUGCAACAGGCGGUGCAGGUAUACGAACCUGAUAAACUCUAGAUACUUCAGUUUGAACAAGAACUUUUAAUCAUGUUUUCUUAUAUCAAUAUAUCGAUAUUACUUCGAUCGGCCUACAUAUUUUUUCUCGACUAUAAUUCCUAACAAUGUAUGAUAACUGAUAGUGACGACCAAACGAUUCAUGAAAAUUAAUUAGACAGGAUUUGUUCAAUUUUAAUUACAACAAACUCUGCAAAGCUGAUCGAUAAAAUUUCAGUUCAAAUACCUGAUGGAUAAUUUUCUGCAACUAUACCAAUACUUGUGUGUUGGCUACAACGUGUAUGAUGUAGUAAAUAUACUUACAAACGAUUCAGAGUCAAUUGAGCCGAUUAAUAAUUUAUUAAAAAUAGCAAUAGGCUUCGUUGAAUGGAGCCGGUUGUUAUUGAGAUUAUUGUAACGUCGUGUGUGCAGCGUACGUGUAUCUUAUUACGUACGAUUGCGUACAG
Athalia rosae (coleseed sawfly) is the source of this 2091-nucleotide messenger RNA. RefSeq names its product peroxiredoxin-5, mitochondrial-like. The transcript has 4 exons. The record is from RefSeq and is a predicted model, not a curated record. Gene Ontology annotation, cellular component: cytoplasm. Gene Ontology annotation, molecular function: thioredoxin peroxidase activity. Bases 420 to 893 code for a protein of 157 amino acids. Lineage: Eukaryota; Metazoa; Arthropoda; Insecta; Hymenoptera; Athaliidae. Gene Ontology annotation, biological process: cellular response to oxidative stress; cell redox homeostasis; hydrogen peroxide catabolic process.